UGUGACACCUCUCCAAAUCAUUAGAUGCAGGUGUUCCAAUGGCCUCCAUGGCCACUGGUGUAUAAAAUCAAGCACCUAGGCAUGCAGACUGCUUCUACAAACAUUUGUGAAAGAAUGGGUCGCUCUCAGGAGCUCAGUGAAUUCAAGCCUGGUACCGUGGUAGGUUGCCACCUGUGCAAUAAGUCUAUCUGUGAAAUAUUUAGUAGAAAGGACAUUUCACAGUCAACUGUUAAUGGUAUUAUAACAAAGUGGAAGCAACUGGGUACAACAGCAACUCAGCCUCCGCCACUGGACUCUAGAGCAGUGGAGAUAUAUUUUAUGGAGUGACUAAUCACGCUUCUCUGGCAAUCUGAUUUAUGUGUCUGGGUUUAGGGGUUGCCAGGAGAACGGUAGUUGCCUGACAGCAUUGAG
Messenger RNA from Staurois parvus, 411 nucleotides. The record is from the annotation of a GenBank genome assembly. Lineage: Eukaryota; Metazoa; Chordata; Amphibia; Anura; Ranidae.